Messenger RNA from Pelobates fuscus (common spadefoot toad), 411 nucleotides. Its product is annotated as histone H3-like. Gene Ontology annotation, molecular function: DNA binding; structural constituent of chromatin; protein heterodimerization activity. The record is from RefSeq and is a predicted model, not a curated record. The transcript has a single exon. Lineage: Eukaryota; Metazoa; Chordata; Amphibia; Anura; Pelobatidae. The coding region runs from base 1 to 411 and encodes 136 amino acids. Gene Ontology annotation, cellular component: nucleosome.
AUGGCCAGAACUAAGCAGACAGCUCGUAAAUCUACUGGAGGUAAGGCUCCCCGCAAGCAGCUAGUCACCAAAGCUGCCAGGAAGAGCGCCCCAGCUACCGGCGGAGUAAAGAAACCUCACCGUUACCGUCCAGGAACUGUGGCUCUCCGUGAGAUCCGGCGUUAUCAGAAGUCUACUGAAUUGCUGAUCCGCAAGUUGCCCUUCCAGCCACUUGUCCGUGAGAUUGCUCAGGAUUUCAAGACUGAUCUGCCCUUCCAGAGCUCUGCUGUCAUGGCUCUGCAAGAAGCCAGUGAGGCUUACCUGGUCGGUCUCUUUGAGGAUACCAAUUUGUGUGCUAUCCACGCCAAGAGGGUCACCAUCAUGCCCAAAGUUAUUCAGCUGGCUCGUAGAAUCCGAGGGGAGAGUGCUUAA